AUGCCGGUCUGUUCGAAUAGUGCGUGCCAGAUAGCUUGGCGCGAUGUGCGGGCGGUGCAGUUCUUUCUGUUUCCUUCGGAAUCUUCGGCGGCCGAGUGGCAGUUAACUAAGACGUUGAACGACUUUGAAAAACGGUUCAUUGCCGGUCGUGGGAUAACGUAUGCCCGGAUCAGGGACGAGACCGUGCGCGUGCGCGUGGAGACGAGUGAGCAGAUCGAUCGGUCGGAGGUGCUGGCUGGGAUUGAGGAGGCUUUUGGACAAACAAUCAAGAUAAAAAUGCCGGUUUAUUUGUUAUCUGAUCGUGAAAAGUUGUUUUUGGAAAUAGAUAAGAUUUCGGUUUGGAAUGGUGUGAGGAUUGAAGAUCGGGUGGAGGAAGAUGAAACUGUACUGGUUUCUGGGACGUAUGCACAGGUGUACCGGGCCCGUACUGAUCUGUACAAGAUGGUUGAGAACUUUCAAGGCCGGGAGGCUCUGGUGGUUAAUGCGUACGUGAAUGGCCGUAAGAUAGUGGAGGCCGGGGGUCGGGUUUAUUUUGAAACGAAGAUUCGUGGGGCGCGGGCUUUGGUUUCAGGCGUGAGUAUUGAUGAGAUGGUUUCGGCUAAGGAUGAAGUUGCUGCGCGGCACUCGACUAAAGUGCUGAUUAAUGCCAUCAAGUUCUCCUACUCCAUGGUUUACUUCCGGGCCGAUUUGGAGGAUAUUCUGGUGCGGCAUGACGUGUACAUUGCUGAGAUAAACACGAGUGAUGACUGGGCCGAGAUGGAGUUGGUGGGGCUGGUCCUGGACGGUUUGGCCGAAGCCGCGGCGGAGAUUGAAAUGUUGUAUACCUCGAUUAUAACCGUCUGUAUUGAGAAGACUGAUCCGCAUAGUGGGGCCCGGGUGUUUAUGCUGCAGAUGGAUAAGCAGGAGGUUCUGAUUGGUAAGCGGGCGGAAAUCAAGAAGAUGUUGCGAGAGGUAGAUAUCCCGUGUGAGCUGCACAUUGAUAUUUCGGCGUACAUUGAAGAGUUUAUCUGUGGCAAGAAGAACGGGAAGAUCAAUAAGGUGGCCCGGGAGAGUCAAACUACCGUUGGGAUUCAUAAGGAGUCUGCGCCAAGUCUGUUUAUUCAGGGCGGGUCGCGUAAUGUGGAGUUUGCGCUGGCUCUGGUUGAGGACGAGUUGCCGGCUGAGUACUCGUUUUACUUGCACGAGAAGCACCAUAAGCGUAUUAUUGGGUACGGUGGGAAGACUAUUCAGCGGCUGAUGAAGAAGCAUGGUGUUUAUAUCAAGUUUGAUAGCAGUGCUAACCACCAGCACAAUGUGGUGAUUCGGACGCCUAAGAAGAACCAGGAGAGUCUUUUGAAAAUGCACAAGGACGUAGUGGAGUUAGCUGGUGAGCCGACGGAUCAUUUGCAAGGUAUGUGGAAAGUACUGUCCUAUUGGGACUUUUAUGCGGCUUCGUUUUCGCGCUUUGUCCUGGAAAGUACUGGUGUUAAGGUCUUCACUAACAAUCCGUUGGAGAUAAGGUACUUUUUGGUGCCAAAUUCAAAAGAGAUGGCUAAGUAUAAAGUUGUCUGUUCGAUUGAGAACAGUUUAGUGGUGGCUUCUUUUGAACCUAUCUUUGAUGGACAGUUGAUCACGGGCGGGUUAUGGAAGAAAGAGAAUGCUUUGUCAACGCACUUCUCUAAGGAGUAUGGCGAGCCUUUGUUCAGUAAGGAAUUGCUUUGGAGUAAGAAGUGGCGGAAGACCUUUGCUGAUAUGUGGCAGGGAUCUUCUUGGCCGAAGAAUGGCUUCUCCAAGAUGUGA
This is a messenger RNA of Nematocida homosporus, 1779 nucleotides long. RefSeq lists its product as uncharacterized. The record is from RefSeq and is a predicted model, not a curated record. The coding region runs from base 1 to 1779 and encodes 592 amino acids. Gene Ontology annotation, molecular function: RNA binding. The transcript has a single exon. NCBI's taxonomy places the organism in Eukaryota, Fungi, Microsporidia.